CAGUCCUCAUCCUCAUACUUGAUCAUAGCCAGAUCUGUGGAAGGAAAACGUCAACAAAUGUGAGAAAAAAACUUUUUUCACCAAGAUUUUCCGAUUCGRUUUUUCUAAGAAAUCUCACACUACUAGCCCUAUUCUUAACCAUUCAGAUAAAUUCCAGUUAUGCUCUAAAAUACCAAGACAACUAUUUGAAAAUGACAUUUUACGAGAGCGAGAUGGUUGUUCCUGGCCUCCCAAGAUACGAAGAUGUCUUGAUCGACAGCCCAUCUUGUCAUCAAUCCUUAAAAUUCUGGAGCCAAAAAGCCGAUCAGAUUGCACCAGUAUUAUCAGAGUUAGCCAGCAAUGUAGAGAAAUACCAUGGCACUGGUGUGAAGCACCAAAAAUCAGGCCUAAACAUCAGUGAAGCCUUGGGCAAUGUUGUGAAGGUCUUCCAGGAUGACGACAAGAUUUCAGAACCAAUAACAAAGUUUACAGAUGUUUUGCAGAGGAUAGAGUGUUACCGUGAUAUGUUCCUUAACCAGACACAGCUUCUCAUGUGGGAACCUCUAGUAAAGUUAACACAGGAUUAUGACAAAGCUAAAGAACUCAAUACAGAAGUCCUAAAGGCAAGAGAAGCAAUGCACAUAGCAUGGGAAAAGUUCUCAAGCUGUCCUCAUGUUGAAAAUUUACAAGAGGUUGGGCUGCUGGACAAAUUGGCCCACUCACUACUUAAUGCAAGACGGAAUUACCAAAAAGUUCUCUUGCAAUAUGUUACUAUGCUAAAAGAAAUCCAUACACUCAAAAAGGUUGUAAUUUUACAGAAAGUCUUAGAGCACAUGCUGGCACAGUUUUCUUUUUUCAAUUUUGGUUAUCAGACAUUGAAGGAUAUAGAGCCCUACAUGAAUGGAUUGUUCCAAGAGCUUCAAGAAAGCCACACUAAAGUAGAGGAAUCAUUGAAGAAGGAAGUAGAAACACAACAGGAGAUGGAGAAAGAAGCUGUCCUACAGCAGCAAAGGGAUGGACAAGGGUUUGCAGAGCCAAGUUCAGCAGGCAUUGGUCAGUCUGUCGCAUCAAUGAACACACAAGCAGGAAAAAUCUUUAACAAAAUUGGGGAUUUAUUUCAAGCUGGGUCUUUUGGCCUCGCAGGUUCACGAAAAUCAUACAAGGCGCCUUCUAGUCCCUCUGACCAAGAGUGGGAAGUCAUAGAAUCUCAGCGCACUUCAUCCAAAGACAAGCUAUCAAGCGAAGAGCUAUCAAACAAGCCGUCCUCAAGCAGUAGUACUCCAGAAACAAAACCCAAAAGAACUCAUGAUUCAGGUGUAAAACCUUCUCCAAAAAAAGAGCACCAUGCAACAGGAAAAGCCGAAGAGGCUGGCCCCACAACAAAAGAAGCAGGUCAAGUCGUAGCCGUUGUACCUCCAGAAUUGAUAAGUCCUACCACAGGAAAUAAAGAAACACUCUCAGAGAAUUUGCUACCAGCUCCUAUCGCCAGUCUACAGCCACCCACAACACCAUCGUUAAACGCCUAUAAAGGAUGCAAAACAGGAUAUCUCAGAAUACGACAGAAAGCUUUCCCGAAAAACAGAUGGCCUUUACUGUAUUUCAUCGUCGACAAAGAAAAUGGCAACCUACUAGCCCAAGGACAAGAACAAACCCAACCUUCAACUUUAGAGAAUUUACUUCUCUGCACAGUUAAGAUUUGCGAUUCUGAAGACGCGGACAGAAACUUUUGUUUCCAACUGAUUUCGACGACGAGUGAGCGAGUAUUUCAAGCGUUGACUAACCUGGAAGUCCAGGAAUGGAUUACUGCGAUACAGGAAGCAACAGCGGAUGCCCUUAGGAACUCUAAAGCGAAAUUGAAGUCGCUCGCGAGGUCAAACUUAUCUGACGACAUAGGUCAUAAGAGAGAACCCAGAUCUCUCGUUCUAAAUGCAGCUGAAAGAAUACGAAAAGUUGCUGGUAAUAAGUACUGUGCUGAUUGCUCUUCUCCCAGACCUGAUUGGGCAAGCAUUAAUAUCGGCAUAACGAUAUGUAUCGAGUGUUCUGGAGUACACAGGAAUAUGGGUGUCCACGUUUCUAAGGUCCGUUCUCUGACGUUGGAUAAAUGGGAAGAUACCACUGUUGAUUUCAUGGAAGCCAUGGGGAAUACCAAAGCUAACCAGAUAUACGAAGGCAAUUUGAGAGAAUAUCCCAAACCAACUAGAGAUUCUUCCAAGGACGAUAGACAGAAGUUCAUUAAACUCAAAUAUGUAGAGCAGAGAUUUUAUAAAGCAUUACCAUCUGAGGAUCUGGACCCAGAAAUAGCAAAAGUCUUGGCAAGUAGACCUGGGGAAAGUGAAGAAGACCUGUUUGAUGUUUCAGAGGAGGUAGGUGCAGGUCGAUAUUUGAUGACGAAAGAGAACUAAUGGGUUCCAGUCCACUGUGUCUUAUACAAGAUUGUCAGGAAUGUCCUAAAGGAUCUUGCUCAGAAAAAAGUCACCAUAGUCCACAGCUUGUUAUGAGUGACUCAGGAGAGGAUGAUGGAAUAGAAGAGGAAGAUAACCCAGAAAGCCAAUGUUAAGAAAUUUAAUGAAUAGCACUAUAAAAAAAAUUGCCAAUGUUUUCAUUGCUAUGUGGAGAUGGAUAGUAAAGUCAUGAAAGGGUUAAUAGACCUAUCCCAAAUUCGCUUGACUGACCACGAAACAAUGGUUUGAAGUCGAGACUAAACUUGAUUCUUUUAUUCAUCAAGUUCAACCUCGACUUGAAACCAUUGUUUCGUGACCAGUCAAGCGAAUUCGGGAUAGGUCUAUUGACUGCUGUCAAUCACAUAAAUUGUUUAUUUACAGUUUGCAUUACCAGCUGAGCAGUGAAUGCAGUGCACAAAGCAUGAGUAGACAAAAUGUCCCCAGACAUUUUUGGAGCUUGAAAGAACGAAGCAACCAUGGUGGUUCAUUGAAAUUGUUUUCAUUCGUCUAUUCCAUAUUUCUGCUUCUUGUAGGCAUAUAUGAUAUAUUAUAAAAUAUUUGAGAUAUAACAUGACACUGAUUGGCUGGCUACCAUGUUUAUAUCAGAGGACAGACACGCUCAUGCAAAAUCAUUCAAAAAUAUUUUAUGCGAUAUAAAACAUCUGCGCGUGUCUAUAUAACGUGAUAUAAACACGGCUACGCCUAACGUUUCUCUAUGACUUCUCUCUCGCUCUACAGCUCCCAUCGUGUUUAUAUCACAGUAUAUAGACAUGCGCGCUGUUUUAUAUUCCUUAAUUUCAAUCAAAAGAAAACAGAAAAAUAUGCAAAAGUUGGAUUACAGUAGCCUGGGAAUGAGGGCCGGCGACAAAACAGCUAAGCACUGUGAUUGGCUAAGACAAAAUUCACUGCUCAUCUGGUAGAGCAAAUGCAGUAAAACCAAGAAAUAUUGACGAAUAGUAGCUAUUUAGUGACUAGGUAAAUGACUAAGUAAAUAAAUGACUUUUUAGUGACUAUUUGUUUAUAGUUGCUAUCACUCAACCAGAACAUUCAUCGCACAGACACAAAUGGUCUCAGACCCAUGUGUAUUUGUCUUUGUAUGAUAAAUGUUCUGGUUGAGUGAUAGCAACUAUAAGUCACUAAAUAGCUACUAACUUUACUUUAUCUAAUGAUUAAACCUGUCAUGACUUUUGUCUAAAUCAAUGUGUAACAACAAAAUUAGUUACCGUUGAUCAGAUUUGGAGAUAAUUGUAAAUCGUUGAUGUUGAGAUUCUCCUUCUAUGUAUAAAGAGAAAUGUAUGUUAAAUUAUUUAUUUUUGGGGGAAAGAACUUGCUAAUAUUAGCAUCUUUUCCAUCAAGAUUGUGAAGUGGGGAUAAUAUAUAGAAUUCCAAACAUAAUAAUCAUGAACUAUAAUGACUUAUAAUAACAACUUGGACACUAUAUUGAUAUUGUUAGAAACAUUUCAUCCCUGUAAAUUAUUUAGGAAAACCAAAUGCUUACGCGAGUUUAACAAAAUAAUGGCUCUGGAUAUAACUCAAGUCUAAUGGGAAAUUAACUUCUCAGUCUUCAUUACAAAUAGACUUCUUUAGUUUGGGCCUAAUGUUUUGCCCAUUUCUGACCAUGUGUUAUUCCCUUGAGUAUCAUUUCUUUAUUUUGGAUGCAAAUAAAACAAAGAAUCCUAUUCUUAAAGGAAUGCCACAUAUUGCUCUGUCGCAGGCAUUUUGUUGAGAAGAACCCCUUUAAAUGAAUGAAUCAAGUGAUGAAUGAAAUAUUCAAAAAUACUGUAAAAAAAAUGCACAAGAAAUAUGUGUCUAACAGCACGGGGUUAAAUACUAGGUGUAAUAAAUAGAUAGUGGCACUAAAUAAAGAACCUUAAGAACCUUUCAAA
Actinia tenebrosa (Australian red waratah sea anemone) is the source of this 4306-nucleotide messenger RNA. RefSeq lists its product as uncharacterized. NCBI's taxonomy places the organism in Eukaryota, Metazoa, Cnidaria, Anthozoa, Actiniaria, Actiniidae. Gene Ontology annotation, molecular function: GTPase activator activity; protein binding. The record is from RefSeq and is a predicted model, not a curated record. Gene Ontology annotation, cellular component: cytoplasm.